CAUUGAAAAUUCUACCCAAUUACCAAUUCCGGCGAGGCCCCUCCCCCUUACGACGACUUCGGCGAGGUACCAUCGUCCAUCAUGUGCGGUGGAGCGCCCCUCGCGGACGUCAAGGUUCCCACAGUGACGCGGAGGAUGACAAAGGAGGCACUAUGGCCUGAGAAGAAGAAGCCUCGGCAUGGCGGCAGCGGGGGCCAACGCGUCAUGGGGCUCGGCGGGCGCAGGGGACCCGGCCUGGAUGACAAUGAGGAGGACUUCGAGGCCGACUCCGGGGACUCUGACCUGGAUCUCGAGCGCAGUAUGGUGGAUGAGAAGGAUGGCGACGACGAGGUCAGCGAGAUCAAGUCCUUUGCCGCCGUAAAGAGCUCCCUCUCCCAAGCGGUUGAUUGUUGUAUAAGGAGAUUGUGUGAUUGGUUCAGAAAAGAUGACUUAAGCACCAUGACUACUGUAGGUUUUGAUGGUCCUUCAGCAAAAAGGAAGAGAAAGAACCAAUUCAGGGGUAUCCGUCAGCGCCCCUGGGGUAAGUGGGCUGCUAAAAUCAGAGAUCCAAGCAAGGGUGCACGUGUCUGGCUUGGUACUUUCAAUAGUGCUGAAGAAGCUGCAAGAGCUUAUGAUGUUGAAGCACGCAGGAUACGUGGCAACAAGGCCAAGGUUAACUUUCCAAAGGAACCAACAGUUCCUCAGAAGCGUCGGGCUCGCCCUGCUGCUCCUAAAGCACCCAAGCAAAGCGUGGCACAUGAACCUUCUGUCAUGUCAUCAAUCAACAACCUUGCCAACCCAAAUGCUUUCAUCUACCCAUCCGCUGACUUUGCAUCAAACCAGCCACUUGCUCUGCCUGACAACGUGUCAUUUGUUCCUGCAAUGAACUUUGUUGCCCCUGUUGAAGCAUUUGUUAUGAAUCCAUACUCUGACCAGGGAAGCAACUCCUUUGGCUGCUCUGACUUGGACUGGGAUUAUGACACCAAGACUCCAGAUAUACCAUUCAUUGCUCCCAUUUCUACCAUUGCUGAAGAAGCAGAAUCUGCACUUGCCCAGAGUAACGCCUACAACUCAGUGGUGAUUGCUGAAGCAUCUGAAUCUGCACUUGCCCAGAGUAACACCUACAACUCAGUGGUGCCUCGUGUUAUGGAGAACAAUGAUGUCGAUUUCGAGGCUUGGACAAGGUUUCUUAUGGAUGAUAGCGUGGACGAGCCAAUUGAUAGCCUUCUGAAUUUUAAUGUGCCACAGGAUGUCGUUGUCAACAUGGACCUCUAG
This is a messenger RNA of Triticum aestivum (bread wheat), 1254 nucleotides long. Its product is annotated as ethylene-responsive transcription factor 1-like. The record is from RefSeq and is a predicted model, not a curated record. Gene Ontology annotation, molecular function: DNA-binding transcription factor activity; DNA binding. Gene Ontology annotation, biological process: regulation of DNA-templated transcription; ethylene-activated signaling pathway. NCBI's taxonomy places the organism in Eukaryota, Viridiplantae, Streptophyta, Magnoliopsida, Poales, Poaceae. The transcript has 3 exons. The coding region runs from base 82 to 1254 and encodes 390 amino acids.